This is a messenger RNA of Serpula lacrymans var. lacrymans S7.9, 501 nucleotides long. RefSeq lists its product as uncharacterized. NCBI's taxonomy places the organism in Eukaryota, Fungi, Basidiomycota, Agaricomycetes, Boletales, Serpulaceae. The annotation marks the transcript as partial. The transcript has a single exon. The record is from RefSeq and is a predicted model, not a curated record.
CACAUGUCCCAGAGCCAACGGAGCAUCCGAAACUAUUUCGAAACUAUUCAACUCUACUGGCAGCCGUCCCCAUGGCAGUCAGCUGGGGCACCUGUGCCGUCUGUGCAAUUUUUGGAGAUUGGUGGUGCUUCUCUAUGAUCCUCCUGGGUAUUGUAGCCAACGGUCUUGCGUGUUUUGUCAUCGGCUCUGGGACGUUUACCUUCGUUCGUCCCAAGUCAGCUGUAGGAGCUCCUCCUGGUGAUGGACUGCUGGUGAUCGACAAAGGCAUGGUGGUCUUGCGGGGUGAUGAAGACGCCGUUAAUACAAUCACCAGGGGCAGAUUCUCAUUACGAUAUAGCAAUGAGCCGGAGUAUCACAGCGUUGGACUAUGUUCCAUGUUAUUGACCGUUCAGUUCUUGGCCCAACUACUCCUGAUUCCCCAAGGCACUCUUUUCGGCCAGUUCAUGUUUUUGAUUUCACUGGCCUUUUCCUGGAGCUAUAGUUUGUGGCUUUCAUCGAUCG